Pyrus x bretschneideri (Chinese white pear) is the source of this 1223-nucleotide messenger RNA. Its product is annotated as soluble inorganic pyrophosphatase 6, chloroplastic. The record is from RefSeq and is a predicted model, not a curated record. Gene Ontology annotation, biological process: phosphate-containing compound metabolic process. Gene Ontology annotation, cellular component: cytoplasm. Lineage: Eukaryota; Viridiplantae; Streptophyta; Magnoliopsida; Rosales; Rosaceae. Bases 16 to 921 code for a protein of 301 amino acids. Gene Ontology annotation, molecular function: magnesium ion binding; inorganic diphosphate phosphatase activity. The transcript is spliced from 6 exons.
CGUCAGUCAGGAGCCAUGGCCACCGCGAGAGUGCUGACCGCCGCCAAUACUUCCUGCUUGCUCUCCAAGGCGACGUCGUUUCUUCCGAAGCAGAGUCCCUACAGCACUACCAGCCUUUGCUUCACCAGAAGAAGAGCAGCGUCGCUGUCGUUGUCGUCUUCGUCCAGGAGCUGGAGGUCCUUCAUUUGCACAGCUAUCUACAAUCCCGAGGUUCAGAUCAAGGAGGAAGGCCAGCCCGAAACCCUAGACUACCGCCUCUUCUUCGUCGACCGUUCCGGUCAAAAGGUUUCGCCUUGGCAUGAUAUACCAUUGCAAGUGGAUGAUGGUGUAUUCAACUUUGUGGUUGAAAUACCCAAAGAAUCGAAUGCAAAGAUGGAGGUUGCUACUGAUGAGCCACACACCCCGAUAAAGCAGGAUACAAAGAAAGGAAAACUUCGUUACUAUCCCUACAACAUUAAUUGGAAUUAUGGGUUGCUUCCACAAACGUGGGAAGACCCAUCGCUUGCUAACGAUGAAGUUGAAGGAGCAUUUGGGGAUAAUGAUCCAGUUGAUGUUGUUGAGAUAGGUGAUAGUCGGAGAAAGAUUGGUGAGAUUCUCAAAGUAAAGCCAUUGGCUGCUUUAGCUAUGAUCGAUGAAGGGGAACUUGACUGGAAAAUUGUUGCAAUUUCAUUGGAUGAUCCAAGGGCUUCUCUAGUUAACGACAUUGAUGAUGUUGAGAAGCAUUUCCCAGGGACUCUCACUGCAAUAAGGGACUGGUUCAGAGACUACAAGAUACCUGAUGGAAAGCCUGCUAACAAAUUUGGUCUUGGCAACAAAGCAGCAAACAAGGAUUAUGCUCUUAAGGUCAUAUCCGAAACCAAUGAAUCGUGGGCAAAGCUUGUCAAGAGAUCAAUUCCUGCUGGAGAACUAUCACUUGCAUAGAUAAAUCGCUAGAAUUGGAAUUCCACUCCACGCGCCUAGAUAUAUUUUGUGUUUCUUGGUGAUUCAUUAGAGAUAUUUCCUUUUGACAAACCGGUGAUGCUAAGCUGGACUUGGCCCCUAGUUUUGUGUUCUAUUAUGCAGCAUACUGCAGGUUUGGAAUAAUGGUGGUGAAGUAGCAAAGGUAUACGUUGUUUCAAGGUCCCUAAUCUGUGAGAUCUAUUCACAGUCCUCAAAGUGGUAUUUGGACACCCGACUUUGUUAUUUGGGUAAAUUACAGUAUGCACUCUCAAGUUUGUGUUCAA